Molecule: messenger RNA, 1754 nt
Organism: Linum trigynum
Lineage: Eukaryota; Viridiplantae; Streptophyta; Magnoliopsida; Malpighiales; Linaceae
Source: the annotation of a GenBank genome assembly
GGACUUUGAUCCCGUCUUACGGGUACGUAAGCAACCGAUAAGGUUCGAGUCCAACUAACCAAUUAACUUUAUCUUUUACGUCAGUGGACGUAUAAUUAAAUUACAAUUAAUACGAUUUAAUUUCUUAAAUAGUCCAGUGGGACCCUAAAAAUUGAAAAAUUUUACUAAAAUACACCCAACUCGCAUAAAAACUUAUCGACUUAAGUAGUACCGAUUUAGGGCGUUGUGGGGGUGUUGCUUAACUUCCCCACACGUAACCGUACUCCCGAACCCAGAACUUUAUUUUCGCAGACCAUGCCUCGGUUCUGACACUAAGGUUAGAGCCGAUUUGAAGAGUGUUCGAUCCACUCCAAGUAAGAUCGAUGGCGACUCCCAAAAAUGCCGACGCGACGACAUUCGGACCCCCCCCGGACGGGACGGUUUCGACACUUCAUUUUCCCGAUAUGCCCUUCAUGUUGAGUACAAUAGAAUCAAUUAGGGUUAAUUGCAUGGUUGGUCACUGACAUUACAAAAAGCGUUCAUGUUUGGUCACUCGAAAUAUUUAAAUCUAUUUUUGGUCACUAACUUUACAAAAACCGUUCAUUUAUGGUCACUCUCCGUUAGCUGCCGUCCAACGCCGUUAACGGCGUCCGUUAAGUGAUGACGUGGCUGGCGGAUUCGCCUAAUCAUCACCUUUUAACCCGAAAAUUGACUGACCCGACCCGCCACGUCAUUUAAACCCUCCAUGUCAGCCAAACCUAACCAAACCAGACCCGACCCUAAAUAAAGAACUGACCCGACCCACCAAUUAAUCUACCCACCUUUGACUAAAACCCUAAUCGAAGACAAAUCCAUCUGCCUCCAUCCCGCGCCGCCUUCCUCCCUUUCGUUUUUCUUCCUCUCCAACUCUGAUUGCCAAUUCGCCGGCAACGAAGGAGGAAUGGAGUCCGCAUUGAACCAUUAAACACAACGAAGGAGUUUCAACACGCCAAAUCAAUCCAUUCCAACGUAGUCACUUUCCUCCCAUAUCCCAUAAAACCCUUUUCCCAAAACACAAAUGCAAAUCUGAAAUCCCUCGCUCCGAUCCGUCCGAAAAUUAAAUUGCAGAGCCAUGAAGUUCGGCUUCCAAUUCGCCUCCGCCGCCAUUACAGCGUUGCUGCUAGUCUUCUCCUCCUUCUCGCCGCCUGUUUCCGGUAGGUUCUUCCCCAACAUAACCUCCCUCCCGCGCGAUUUACCUCUCAAGCCCAAUUUCACCACCGCCUGGGAGUCCUUCCAGAACCUCUCAAGCCCAAUUUCACGGGCCAGCUCGACGACCGGACCAUCCGCCAAAUCGUGCUCCCCAGAUGCGGCAACGCCGACAUAGUCAACGGAUCCAUUUCUAAAGGCAAGUGCGUGGCAGGCUCCAUUCCUCCUUCGUCGCCGGCGAAUUGGUGAUCAGAGUUGGAGAGGAAGAAAAACGAAAGGGAGGAAGGCGGCGCGGGAUGGAGGCAAAUGGAUUUGUCUUCGAUUAGGGUUUUAGUCAAAGGUGGGUAGAUUAAUUGGUGGGUCGGGUUAAUUCUUUAUUUAGGGGGUCGGGUCUGGUUUGGUUAGAGGUUUGGUUAGGUUUGGCUGACAUGGAGGAUUUAAAUGACGUGGCGGAUCGGGUCAGUCAAUUUUCGGGUUAAAAGGUGAUGAUUAGGCGAAUCCGUCAGCCACGUCAUCACUUAACGGACGCCGUUAACGGCGUUGGACGGCAGCUAACGGAGAGUGACCAUAAAUGAACGGUUUUUGUAAAG